GAAUUAAUAUCACUGUUUGGAAUGACGUCUUCCCGUCCUCUGCAUUUCCGCAACACGAUCAUUGUUACAUCUCGAGGCCAUGGAGAUUGGUACCACCUAUAUGUCAAAAAUUCUCUCUAAUCUUCUCAACGAAUGACUGUGCUGUCUUUCUAGCGAUUGUUGUUUGUACUGCUCGAUACAGUCUGGCAUGCAGAAAACCAUUCUACAAGUCUCACGGCCAGCCAGCGCUGCGCUGAGGCUACAGACACAAUGUAUUACCAUCAUUCCCUCACGAAGAUUUCUUAAGCCCCGGCGGCCAUCAUUCUCAACUACUGCUACGCAUCGACAGGAACGACCACCGCCCUCUGCCCAACAUGACAAACCUCCUUCACGAAGCGAGGCUCCGCCCAAAUCCCCUCCUAUGGAAAACAUCCUCGCCGAGACAAGACCAGAAGAUAAUUCCCUCCUCGCACCCGUCCAUGUGCCCGAAGAUCCAAGUUCCGUCCUGAAGUCAGACCAUCCCGCCUCCACUAUCCUCGCCCAGUCAGGUUUGCUUGUACAAAGACAACUCGAGAUGAUGAAUGUAUUCAUUGGCUUCGAACAGGCGAACCGAUACGUGAUCCUCGAUCCGCAUGGAAACCACGUCGGGUACAUGGCAGAACAAGACGGAGGUCUGGCACAGGGUAUGACAAGGCAGUUGGCGCGGACGCACCGAGCGUUUACAACGCACGUCUUCGACAAGCAUUCAACGGAGGUUUUGAGGUUUCAUCGCCCGUUCUCAUACAUCAACACCACGAUACGGGUGUACAAUCCGGUGGCCCCAAGGCUCAAUGGUCCAAAACCCACAUCUACCUCCGAUGUACCAGCGGAAGCAGACCCUCUAGCAGGCCUGCAGCAGGUCUCACAACUCCCCCUUGAUGCUAUGCCCGUCAUCGGCGAAGCCCAGUCAGAAUGGGCCGCCAUGGCACGCAAGUAUCACUUGUUUCUCUCGCACGACCUGAAUAUCGAUGGCUCACCAUCGGGACAAGCAUCUGUAUCAUCGGAGGGCGGCUCUUCCAUCUAUAAGUUCGCGUCAGUCAACGAACCCGCUCUGUCAUGGGACUUCUCCCUGCGCGACCAGAACAACCAAUUGAUCGGCUCAGUCAAUCGAAAAUGGGGUGGUUUCGGCCGAGAAUUUCUCACAGACAUGGGAAGUUACGCAUUACGCAUGGACGCCGCAGGUCGAGAGCCCGAAACGAAGCAGGUCGAUGAGACGACCCAGACGACCCCGACAGAACCCAUUCUGGCCAGCAAACCAACAGCCACGGAAAACAUACCAGGCAUGACGCUGGACCAGAGAGCAGUGAUGCUCGCAACCGCUGUCACCAUCGAUUACGACUACUUCUCCCAGCACAGCAGUCACUUCGGCGUAAUGCCUAUACCGCUCUGGAUGGGCGGCGCAGGUGGUGAAGCAGCCGGCGGCGUUGCAGCAGGUGAGGCCGCAGGAGCUGCUGGUGGAGUCGCAGCAGGCGAAGCCGCUGGAGCCACUGGCGGGGCUGUAGUCGGCGGAGCAGGCCGAGCAGCUGGUGCUGCGCAAGGAUUAGGUGCCGGCGAAGGUGCCAUCGCCGGUGCAGGCACAAUGGCAGGAUACGAAGCCAUGCAGCGAGCUUCGGGCAGAAGUUCGCCGCAAGAACAACAAUCAGACACCACCACCGCUCAACAGGACCAAGCCUUCAAUAGCCCAACGGCUUAUGACUCUCAGUCACCGCAGAAUCCUGACCAGCCUUUUGACGCUCAAUCUCCGCAAAGCGGAUGGCCCGAGCAGGGCGGCCAGGGUGAAGACGUCUGGGGCAAAGAAGGCUCCGAUCCCUGGAGCGAUGCGGGCCAACAGACUCCGUCGGGCGGUGAUGAAGGCGGCGGUGGAGGACUAUUCUCCUCAUUCUGGGAUUCGUUUUUUGGCGGAGACUGAAUCGUCUACAUCAGCCUUUUCCAUUCAAUAGUGGCACUGUCUGCCCGUUGUAGCUGCUCGGCUUCAGAUGGAUACCCACGAAUUGUUCGACGUUAUCUGAACGAAGCCCGCCACGCAUAACGCUAUAAUGUUUGCCAUUGACGUGAAGGAGGUCAUCGACGUUAUUAUUAUAAUUCUACCCAUUUACCGCAAAGGCGCCGACUGCAUUGAACGCGCUCCAAUG
This is a messenger RNA of Exophiala viscosa, 2150 nucleotides long. Its product is annotated as Scramblase-domain-containing protein. The transcript has a single exon. Gene Ontology annotation, cellular component: plasma membrane. NCBI's taxonomy places the organism in Eukaryota, Fungi, Ascomycota, Eurotiomycetes, Chaetothyriales, Herpotrichiellaceae. The record is from RefSeq and is a predicted model, not a curated record. Gene Ontology annotation, molecular function: phospholipid scramblase activity. Gene Ontology annotation, biological process: plasma membrane phospholipid scrambling. The coding region runs from base 188 to 1927 and encodes 579 amino acids.